AAACUGGGUGAGUGGCUCCAGCAGAUCCCAGGAACAACAUCCGAGAUCUCUGUCCAGAAGAGCGCAGUCUUAGGAACGGCAAAGAUAAAGCACAGGACCCUCAAGCUCCCAGGCCUCUGGUAGAGGACCCGAGCUUGAAGAAUAAAGACCACCCUUUUUAUACAUAUAUACACAAACAGCUGAUAAUCAUCUUCAAAUAAUGUCAAUUUUACAGCCUGAAAUACAAACUACUGACCUAAAUUUCUUAUUUGUUUGGCACAGUUUUGAGGUCUACACUUUAUUCCCUUUGCUAAAAUUACUUAUGCCUCACUCAUACUAUCAGCAUCUAAUUCUUGGUGGGAUGUAUAUUAUGCCAUAUUUUCAGGGGUAAUUCUUCUAAAAUUGUAAACUGUAAAGACACCAGCAACAUUCAUCUACAUACAUAAAUCAGGACAUUGUUUUAAACAGAAAAGGGCUGCAAAGAAACUAAAACAAACUCCUGAUUUUAGAAUUUACACUUCUAAUAACGUUGUUGUUGUUGUUGUUUUAUUAAGCGGACAGAGUUUAUUUUAUUUUAUUUUUACGGAUUACCGCACGUGUUUCUGACGUAGACAACUUCCGCCUCGGACGUCACCGCUGUCAGCAAAGAUGGCGGCGUCCUGUGUGCGGACCGUGGGCUCGUUUCUGGGGAAAUGUAUGACAUGCAGCUCGAGUAUAAACACAGUCGCCACGCAGGUGCUGCUGAGCAGGCAGGUAUGUGUGAGCUCUGCCCUGUGCAGGAAGAACCUGGCGGCCGCUGGACCGGAGAAGUUCACCCUGGAGUACAUCCAAAAGCAGGUGGAGGAGUACGAAAUCGGGAAACGCCACCUGGCCAACAUGAUGGGAGAAGAUUCCGAGAACUUCACCCAGGAGGACAUCGAUAGAAGCAUCACGUACCUUUUUCCCUCCGGCCUGUUUGAGAAGACAGCUCGGCCGCUCAUGAAGCAUCCUGAUGAAAUCUUUCCCAAGCAAAGAGCUGUCCAGUGGGGAGCAGACGGGCGGCCCUUUCACUUCCUGUUUUACACUGGCAAGCAGUCCUACUACUCCCUCAUGCAUGAUCUUUAUGGCAAAAUCCUGAAAAUCGAGAAGCACCAAGACCGUCUGAGGGCCAAAGGACUUUUCUCCCAGGAUGCCCAGCUGAUCUCUCUCGGCCCAAGCCGGUGGCUGACAAAGGAGGAGCUGGAACUGUUACUAGUGGAGACCAUCUCUACUCAUGAUUACGACCGUUUUAUCAAGCUAAUGGAGCACAUGCUUUGCAUGCCGUACAGCAGCACGGAGGAGGAGUUCGUUCAGCGAUACCGUCGGCUGCUGGAGGCUCAGUCCUUGAAGCAAUUGGUGCCACUGCUGGAGAAGGAUGAAAAUGGUGUGGCCUUCAGCACCGCGGAGGGUCGGAGGAAGACAUCAGACUCAUCAGUGAUCCUGCGGGACUGCGGCUCAGGACACAUUACCGUCAACGGCCAGGACUACCUCCAAUACUUCCCCGUGCUGCAGGACAGAGAGCAGCUGAUGUUCCCGUUGCAGUUCAUGGGCGUGCUGGGCCGCUUCAACUUGGAGUGUAAGGUGAGCGGUGGCGGCAGGUCGAGCCAGGCGGGGGCCCUGAGACUCGCCAUUUCCCGUGCGCUGCUCAGCUUCCUGUCUGAGGGAGAUGGGGAGGUGAUGAGACAAGCUGGUCUGCUGACCCCCGACCCAAGAGUGAGGGAGAGGAAGAAGCCUGGACAGGAGGGAGCACGACGGAAAUUCACCUGGAAGAAGCGCUGAGGGGCGGAUCAGUUCCACCUGAGCUUGGAUAUGAAACAUUCAAACUGAUUUCUGACAUCAGGGAAACUGCUUUAUUUUCUCUCCAGAGGCGAUGCCACUCUGUCCUCUUUAAGCUCUUGGUGCCAAGUGCUAUGCUUUCUCACAUGGUUUUCAUGAUGCACCUGCUGCAGGGAGCUCCUUCAGCCACCAGAUGGAGACAUGUUAUAAGAAAUUCAUAGUUUGGCCUGUUUAUCUGUACAUCAAUUAAUAAAUUAAAGAUUUUCUAUAAAAUAUAAAUAAAGGUUGUGAUAUUUUG
Messenger RNA from Maylandia zebra (zebra mbuna), 2071 nucleotides. RefSeq names its product mitochondrial ribosomal protein S9 (gene mrps9). The record is from RefSeq and is a predicted model, not a curated record. Gene Ontology annotation, biological process: translation. Gene Ontology annotation, molecular function: RNA binding; structural constituent of ribosome. Gene Ontology annotation, cellular component: mitochondrial small ribosomal subunit; ribosome. Lineage: Eukaryota; Metazoa; Chordata; Actinopteri; Cichliformes; Cichlidae.